This is a messenger RNA of Eimeria maxima, 1356 nucleotides long. RefSeq lists its product as hypothetical. The transcript has a single exon. The record is from RefSeq and is a predicted model, not a curated record. Lineage: Eukaryota; Apicomplexa; Conoidasida; Eucoccidiorida; Eimeriidae. Bases 1 to 1356 code for a protein of 451 amino acids.
AUGAAGCUGCUACUUUCAGCUCUCGUUGUCUUCCAUUUAUUGUUACCACUAAAGGGGUCAUCCCUUGAGGCCUCAGCAAAGGUGCCAGAGCAGAGCAAUCCAUCCUUUUCAGCCGUCUCUGCCGCCAAGCGUUCAAUUGGCGAAAAUCACGCUGCUUUCGGAGGCGAAGCUGCACUAAGAUGGUCACACUGCACUCCGUUUGCAGAGCUUGCUCCUCGGCAGAAGAUUAUGGGUGUUAUCAAUACAAUCGCUGUCCUGAGGACGAAAGCUGCUCUCCUCGACGAAAUGAAACACGCGUUUGAACCAAGGACGACCGCUAAAAGCCCAGGAAUUGUCAGUGGUGGCUCCCUCCCCGGACCGGCACUUGCUUAUGGGGACUGCCGCUUAGGCAUACUCCCUUUCGAAGUGUGCAGACACCUCGGCUUUCUUGACAGCGAUCCAAUGGUUGCUCCCAGCUCGACUCAGAGCAAACUGCUGAGAUUGGUGGGCGCUAGCUCUCUCGUCGCUUCCUAUAAAAAGGGGCAGGCACAUCUCAACGAUGACCCUCACCUUAACUCAGUCCUAGGACCUCAGCUUGUGGACUAUGCAGUGAGAGCUCUCACCUUGUUUUGGAAUUCCCAGCUCCUCUCCCCAGCAUUCGAUGCAAGAGGGGUAAACACCGAACAGGUUAAGCAAGCGUUGUACUACGCUGACGCCUUCCUCUUCCAAACGGCAACACAAGCUAAACACAUUAUUCGCUUCAACCGAUCGGAGUACGAUGAUGUAGCGAGUUGGCUGGCACUUUUGUUCUCGGACGCCGAGCCAAACGCGAGUGCUCACCGAGAAGGGGACCCCCAGCGUGUGGAGGAAGAUACUAGAGUAGAACCCUCAGCGACUGCAGCGAAGCCGCAAGCUAAAGAAAACGACUUCGUUGUCAGGUCAAAGACCCCAACAAACCAGCAGGGUAAAGAAGGUGUUACUGCUAGGCCAACUCAUGCACCUGUCCCGGGACCCUCUAGCCAGAAGGAAGAAGAGGGUGGGAUGUUCGGUGGUUUCCUCAGCCGGUUCUUCACCUCCCAAGCCCCCAAGCCUUCUCAUUCCCCGUCCGGCUCAUCACUUCAACAGUCGACUCAACUAAAGAAUGCGGAACCUGAAACAGCGCCUAUCAACUCUUUCUCUGCUUUUGCCACCUCUGUCGGGGAAGGCCUGACAUCUAUCGUGACAAGUACGGCCCGCGGUGCUGCUAAGUUCGUCCAAGGAGAAUCUCAUUCUGCUCCUCCACCAAAAAGCGAAUCCAUUGUCGAUAAAUUAACAGAGGAACGCGUCAGCAACAUUUUAGACGCACUCCCCGAAAACGUGAAUGGCCAGUUCCGCUGA